This is a messenger RNA of Trematomus bernacchii (emerald rockcod), 2792 nucleotides long. It is a transcript of the gene eaf2, whose product is annotated as ELL associated factor 2. Lineage: Eukaryota; Metazoa; Chordata; Actinopteri; Perciformes; Nototheniidae. Gene Ontology annotation, cellular component: super elongation complex. The coding region runs from base 83 to 949 and encodes 288 amino acids. Gene Ontology annotation, biological process: positive regulation of DNA-templated transcription; regulation of transcription elongation by RNA polymerase II. The record is from RefSeq and is a predicted model, not a curated record. Gene Ontology annotation, molecular function: transcription elongation factor activity. The transcript is spliced from 6 exons.
AUGAGGUGUUCAAGUCUCUGCCGUACAUGGUUAUCGGAUAAAAAAAGGAUAGCAGAAAGUUUCGGCUCAUGAAACUAUCAGAAUGAAUGGGACAACAUACUCCAACUUUGACAAUCAAGAACACGUCUUGAAAUUAGGAGAGACGUUUGAGAAACACCCUAAAAGUGGCUACCAUACGGUGCGAUAUGACUUCAAGCCAGCCUCCAUCGAUACAUCAUGUGAAGGAGAGCUUGAAGUGGGCAAAGGAGAGCAAGUCACUAUUACUUUACCCAAUUUAGAGGGAUCAAGUGCUCCAGUGACGGUCUUCAAGGGGUCCAAGAGGCCGUAUAUGAAAGAAUGCAUCCUCAUUGUGAACCAUGACACAGGAGAGUACAGACUGGAGAAACUCAACAGCAAUAUAGCUGUGAAGAAGACCAGGGCUGAGGGCAGCAGUAAGAUCCAAGCUCGCAUGGAGCAGCAGACCAGUCGCCUGAAGGAGCAGCCGAAGAGCAGCAGCAGCAGCGGCAGCAGCAGCAGCAACAAAACCUCCACCAGCUCCAAGAGUUCUCCUCCCAAAGAGAAGACCUCCCCGGCGUCUCCCAUGGACGACAUCGAGAGAGAGUUGAUGGCGGAGGUGCGGGUCAUGGACCAGCUGAGCAGCGGCGACAGCUCCUCAGACUCCAACAGCUCCUCGUCCUCCAGCAGCGACGACAGCUCCAGCAACAGCGACUCUGAUGACGAGCGGACUUCUGCAGCACCUCCCCCCCCGGCUCCAGUUAACCCCAGCAUGCCCAGUAUGCCCAGUAUGCCCAGUAUGCCCAGUAUGCCCAGCAUGCCCAGUAUGCCCAGUAUGCCCAUCAUCUCCACCAGCACCACCAACAACAGUCGCCCACAGGAGAGUGGAGGAGGACUCAUUAACACUCUCAAGAGUGACCUCCAGCUGAGUGAAUCCGGCAGUGAGAGUGACUGAACGACAUGAGGACGUGUUUGGACAUCAGUAGGAUCUUCAGUGAGGAGUGAAGGAACAGGGAACAGGCCUGUCAGUGUCUUACUCCCUUUAAUACGGGACUCUGUCCUUGACAUAUUCACAUUUCUGCUAGCAAAUAUCAUUUGUUGCUUCUCCGCCAACAAACUUCUAUUUUUACGUCACAUUUUUUGCUUUGUGAUCUUUUUUUUUCUGGUGUGAAAACUGUAUGUUACAAGGAUGCCUUAUUUCAGAGUGGCAUGAUGGGAUUGGUGUAAGAGAAGCAGACGUAAAUAACAAACCAUCUGAAGUGUUUCAUCUCACUGGGUGCACAUUAAGCAUAUCAGAGGCAGAAAGACAGCGGUGGUUACAGUAUGUCGUGCAGAUGGAUAUUUUUCCCCAUCAAUCAGUCCCUAACCACCUCUGGAGUUCCUGCAUUUCAGCUUUUAGCAAUAUUAGGAUAGUUUGUCGUGCCUUAGGUCAGAUUUCUGUAGAUAGCUUCAGUUUAGCUGCAUUCGUUUCUGAUAGGAAACAUUAAUCCGUGACAGCCCGUCGGCAGUCGGAGAGCGCAGACCUCUGACCAGGCCAAAAUUAAAAAUCAUGUACAGUAGUUUUUCUGUAAUAAUGCUAAAAAAACAAACCGAAUUGAAAACAUCACACAUAUAAAUGGAGGUAGUAAUUAUUCAUCAUAUUUAUCUUCUACUUUUGUCCUUUAGAGUUGUUGUGACGUUAGAUGUAGAGCUUUUUUAUUUGUAAACCCAGCUGCAGGACAACAAACUAUUUAAAUUUGAAGCUAGAUACAUUUAAAUAAUUGCAUAUUGACAUUUCUACUAUCUACCUAGAAAGUUGUAGCUAACUGUUUCUUCAUUACACACCCUGAAGUCACCAUUGAUCAUCCAUUCGUAGCGUUGUGAACAAACUGAAGGGUUUUGGUCCGAUAUUUAUUCUACUAAAGCUGUGUUGAUCUUUACCAACCCCUGAGGAAUAUAUCUGGCUCUUUAGCCAUUAGACACUUCCAAAAUGUCCCACAGCUAUUUGCUAAAGGUGUCCGUCUUCUGUUUGACACUCGCGGGUAGUUUACCGUUUAUUUAAAGUAAUUUUGGCAUAUCACAGCUGCCUCUUUUGACUUAAAACAAGGUCGAUAAGAGCGGAGUUUGUCGGCCAGAAAACCAAAACAAUCAGCUGAAAGACGCUAAAAUGCUCGCUAUUGCUUCAGGUAAGGUAAUAAUUAAUAUUGAUCAUUGCAGCUUUAAGAUGUCUUGAAACCUUGAUUGCUGUGAUAUCUCGGUUUAUAAGUAGUUCUGAUUUCUUGCGAAGUAGUGCGCUUAGUUGACUCAGUGAGGGUCAUGCUUUGUAGCUUUAAACCUGCAAUACUUGAAUCUAAUUAUUUAUAUUUUCAAAAUAUACUCGAACAUCAGCAAAUUGCUUAAUAUAUUUUCUAUAUAUAUAUCAAAAGCCAAGCAAUUGGAAGUUAGUAUGAACUGUAUUGCGCAAAACAAGCCAGAUGCUUUGAUGCUGCACCUCAAUGCGAGUCUUUAAGAACUUGGUGUGCCUUUUUGUUAUUUUCCUUUUAUAACGUAGGCCUUCUUCUUGUUUUGUCACAAGCCCCAUUUCCCUGCUGCGCCCCGACUCAGCGUACAGGAAGUUGCUGUCUAUGUCUCAGCCUUUAUUUGGCAUCCCAGCUGAAUGAUAAGUGUUGAAGAUGUCUUAAAAUGUUUCAGCCUUAAGGAGAAAGGUGGCCUCAGAGAAUCAUUUGUAAACUAUUUGAGAGUAAAUUCUUUGUAGAAAAAUAAAGAUUUUAAUAGUUUUUGUGCUUUUGCAUUGCUUAAUAUGUAUAUAUUUUUUUUUG